CCGUCCCACAUCGACUCCUCGUCCAAACGCCACUCCCUUCUGUACAUACCCCUACCCUUUCACUCCUCUCCAAAACUCAAACUAGACACAUAGCAUAAUGUCGGCUAGGAGCGCUGCUGCCAAGGUGGACUGGACCAAGAUCGCCAGCGGUCUCGGUUUGGGCAAGGAGACCGUCUCGGAGAUCAACGCUUUCCGAGCCCGUCACGCCGCCGCCGCGACCAAGAACGCCACCCUCAAAUCCUCCACCCCUACCCUCGACUUUGCCCGAUACAAGUCGGUCCUCAAGAACCAGUCCGCCCUCUCCGAGGCCGAAAAGGUCCUCUCCUCCUUCAAGCCCGUCACUUACGACCUGGGCAAGAUCACCGGUGUCGUCGACGCCUUCGAGGCCCGAGCCGUCGACUCGGCCAAGAAGACCGUAGAGAAGAUUCAGAGCGAGCAGGAGGGGCUCGAGGCUACGUUGUCCAACAUCAAGGAUGCCAGGCCGUUCGAGGAUUUGACCGUCAAGGAGGUCACCGAGGCUCAGCCGCAGAUCGCAAAGGCCGUCGAGACCAUGGUCAAGAAGGGGAAGUGGAGCGUUCCCGGAUACAGGGAGAAGUUCGGCGACUUCAGCUUGAUGUAAGCGGGCGAGCGGCAUCAAGGAUAGAGAAAGGAAAAGGACGAGGGACGAGAGAAGAUCGUUCAGCUAGAGAAGGACGGUCGUCAAUCGGAUCUUUGAUGGAAAUGAGAGGGAGGAAGAGAGUAGAUGCGGUGAAGGCAGAUAGAUCGUCGUGGAACGGAACGCGAUGCAUGUAAAGCAGAAGAAGAGAAAAAACCUAUGGACAAUGCGGAUCAUACGGAAAACGAAAACGGAAACACGACCAAG
Molecule: messenger RNA, 862 nt
Organism: Filobasidium floriforme
Lineage: Eukaryota; Fungi; Basidiomycota; Tremellomycetes; Filobasidiales; Filobasidiaceae
Exons: 4
Coding region: 98-619 (173 amino acids)
Biological process (GO): proton motive force-driven ATP synthesis
Molecular function (GO): proton transmembrane transporter activity
Source: RefSeq, a predicted model, not a curated record